This is a messenger RNA of Nanorana parkeri, 651 nucleotides long. RefSeq names its product pulmonary surfactant-associated protein A-like. Lineage: Eukaryota; Metazoa; Chordata; Amphibia; Anura; Dicroglossidae. The transcript has 4 exons. The coding region runs from base 1 to 651 and encodes 216 amino acids. The record is from RefSeq and is a predicted model, not a curated record.
AUGAAUGAGAAGAAAAAUAAGACAAGGCCAAAGCCCAGCGGCCCUUUCUAUUUCCUGCUAGCAAACCUUGUACAAUAUAAUGAGGUGAACAUGGAAGAGGGAGAAGCUGCCCAGUUUUCCUCUAGUGCUCACAAGGAAGAUGAUGAUAGGAAGAGAAAGCAGAGAGAUGAGCUAAUCAGAAUUCCUGCAUCACUGGAUCCAGAAGUGCUUUCUCAGUUAGAAAACAUAAACAAUCGCAUCACCAAACUGGAAGGAGUUCUCCUACUGCAAGGAAAAAUACAACAAGUUAAUAAUAAAAUACUAGCUACCAAUGGAAAAGAGGUAGACUUUGAAGCUUCCAAAACCACCUGUAAGGAUGUCCAUGGAAGCAUUGCUACUCCCAUGUAUGAAGAAGAAAACAAUGCACUCUUAACAAUUCUCAAGGAAUUUAACAGAUAUGCAUACCUGGGAAUACUGGAGGGGCCAGCUACUGGAGAAUUCCAUUAUUUGGAUGAAUACCAUUAUAAUGAUGGAAAUCAUUUAAACUACACCCACUGGAGAAAAAAUGAACCAAGCGGGAAAGGAAAGGAAAAUUGUGUUGAAAUGUACACAGAUGGAACAUGGAAUGACAAGGCGUGUAACCAGAAGAGGCUCACAGUUUGCGAGUUUUAA